Messenger RNA from Siniperca chuatsi (mandarin fish), 3087 nucleotides. It is a transcript of the gene mrps23, whose product is annotated as mitochondrial ribosomal protein S23. Bases 2230 to 2772 code for a protein of 180 amino acids. NCBI's taxonomy places the organism in Eukaryota, Metazoa, Chordata, Actinopteri, Centrarchiformes, Sinipercidae. Gene Ontology annotation, molecular function: structural constituent of ribosome. The record is from RefSeq and is a predicted model, not a curated record. Gene Ontology annotation, biological process: translation. Gene Ontology annotation, cellular component: mitochondrion; ribosome. The transcript has 5 exons.
GUAUCUUGUCGGGAUGGUAGCUGUGACACAAACAGACGGCAUUUUCAAGGAUCCACAUGGUUGGAAAGUUUGUAGGAGGAAAGCUUGGAGAUGUAAGAUCAGUCAGGAUGACAAGAAGUGGGAUGGUUAUCAUUGACUGUGUAUCAAAGCGUCAGAGAGAUAAAGCCCUGAAGAUUCAUGCAUUUAGAGAUUAUAGCAGUGUGAAUUGCUUCCUACUUGGAGCAGAAAUAAAGAAGAAGGGAGUAGUAAUUGGUGUGCCACUGACAGUAGAGGCCGAGUCAUUUCGGGAGGUUAAAGAUGCGUGUGAGGCAAGAUUCCGAAAAGGGGAAAAGGAGGAGGAGUAACUCAGUGUGUUUGACAUUUGAGGGGGAGUUGCCGGAAAGAGUGUAUCUAGAUUAUGUGUGUUACAGGGUGAGGCCAUAUGAGAGAGCUCCUCUCAGAUGUUUCUGCUGUCAGGAAUAUGGACAUGUUGCUGCAGUAUGUAGAGGAGGCAGAAGAUGUGGGAGAAGUGCAAAGUAGAGAAAGAGCAAGCAAAGUGCCUGCGCUGCAAAGGAAACCACCAUACGGGAUCAGCACAGUGUCCAAAAAGAAUUUAAGGAAGUAAAAAUGAACAAGAUCAGAGCAGAAAAGGGAUCGUCAUAUGCUGAAGCUGCUAACAGAAAUGCUGCUAACAGGUGAAAUGGUGGCAGUGCAAAAGGAAAAGGAGAAGAAAGGAAAUGGAAAUGAUCGGAGCAUGAGUGUGGACAAGAAACGACAUUUCUGGCAUUUAUUGCCAUGGUUAUAAAUUGUGCAGCUGAAAUAAAGGGGAAGUUGGAAAGGAUUAAUAAGGUGCUGGAUGCUGCAAGAAGGUUCUUGAAUGUUGUAGACACAUCCGGAGAGGAUGUAAUGCACAAUUAUGGAUGCCAACCGCCAUAAAACUCAGAAGAAGAAGGAAAAAGAAGGAAAAGGUAUCCGAUAAAAAGGGAGCCAGGUCCACUCAACUAAUGAGAUCUAAGCGGUAGCUAACCAGGGGAAAUGGAGUCAGAGGAGGAAUCAGAGCGUGAAAUUAGAAACGAGGAUUCGAGAGGAUUUGAAAAUAAAAAGAAAAGGAAGAAGAGUAACUCAAGUGAAUCCGGUCAGAAAGAGGAAAAGUAUCUUGUUCGGAUGAUAGCUGUGACACAAACAGACGGCAUUUUUAAGAAUCCACAUGAGGUUGGAAAGUUUGUAGGAGGAAAGUUUGGAGAUGUCAGAUCGGUCAGGAUAACAAGAAGUGGGAUGGUUAUCAUUGACUGUGUGUCAAAGCGUCAGAGAGAUAAAGCCCUGAAGAUGCAUGCAUUUGGAGAGUAUAGCAGUGUGGACUGCUUCCCACUUGGACCAGAAGUAAAGAAGAAGGGGGUAGUAAGCGGCGCGUCACUGUCGGUGGAGGCCGAGUCAUUUCGGGAGGUUGAAGGUGUGUGUGAGGCAAGAAGGCUGACAAGAUUCAGAAAUGGGUAGAAAGAGGACAGUAACUCAGUGUGUUUGACUUUUGAGGGGGAAUUACCAGAAAGAGUGUACCUAGAGUACAGUGUGUGUUACAGGGUGAGGCCAUAUGAGAGAGUGCCUCUCAGGCGUUUCUGCUGUCAGGAAUAUGGACAUGUUGCUGCAGUAUGUAGAGGAGGCAGAAGAUGUGGGCGAUGUGAGAAGGAAAACUGUAACAUGGAGAAGUGUAAAGUGAAGAAAGAGCAAGCAAAGUGCCUGCACUGCAAGGGAAACCACUAUACGGGAUCAGCACAGUGUCUAAAAAGAAUUAAGGAAAUAAAAAUGAAUAAGAUCAGAGCGGAAAAGGGAUCGUCAUAUGCUGAAGCUGCUAAGAGUAUGGAGAGAAACGGUGAAAGGGUGGUAGUUCAAAAGGAAAAGGAGAAGAAAGGAAAUGGAGAUGAGCAAAACAUCAGUAUGGACAAGAAGCGAUUUCUGGCAUUUAUUGCGGCUGAAAUAAAGGGGAAGUCAGAAAGGAUUAAUAUGGUGCUGGACGCUGCAAGAAGAUUCUUGACUAUGGCAUGGGAUCACGUUGGGUGGACACUGUAAAAAGUUUAAACUGUGAAGCUGUUAAAAUUCAGUAGGUGGCGGUAAUGCGCAAGUAGGGACGCCAACCGCCAUAAAACUCAAGAAGAAGAAGAAGAAGAAGAAGAAGAAGAAGAAGGAAAAAGAAAUUUAAAAAAGCAGCAGCAGCGCAAGCACCACCUUGUUACAGCGCUCGAUGAAAAACGCCAAAUGGCCGGCAGUAGACUAGAGAGGUUUGGAACCGUAUUCACCCGGGUUCGAGAUCUGAUGCGCUCUGGAGUCAUAAAACCACCCAAGAAACCCAUCUGGUAUGAUGUAUAUGAGGCUUUUCCACCAACGACUUCACUUCACGUGAAGCCACAUACCAGACCCUGUACCAAGAAACAGGAGACUGUGCCUGAAAUCUUCUACAGAGAGGAUGAAGUUAGAGCGAAGUUCUAUGAGCAGUAUGGGACGGGUCCUCGGCCUAUUGAUCUGUCCAAAUCAAACUUUGUUUCUGUGUGUCAGAGGUUUGUAGACAAGUACACAGAGUUAAAGAGCCACAGUGAGAUGGAUGACUCUGCUCUCUUUGAGGAGACUGGGAAGGCUUUACUCAGAGAUGGCAUCGUGCUGAGAAGGAGAGGAGCUCCUUCUGUGUCAGCAGAGACCAGGGAUCCAGUGCUCGAGCUGAAGCUAACAGACAUGUUGACAGAGCAGCGGUCGGUCAGUGCUGACAGUGAGGACACAAUGGAACACACCACACACAAACCUUAGACCUCAGCAGCUCAAGGACCAUUUUAUGAGCUGCAGAUUCUCCACACCAGAUAUGCUGUUUGACUGACUUUUAGAAGCUGUAGUUCUGUUAUUGCUCCUCCUCUGGAAGUGAUGGUCAUCUGUAGAAAACAGCUUUAUUUCAACCUCCAAGUCAUGACAUGCCUGUCACGGAUCGCAACCAACAUCAGGAACUGUUCUGUGGACUGUUAACAUGCCAGCUUCAUGUUUCCUAGACUGAUGUCACAUAGAUGUAAAGUCCAACAGUGCACUACAGGUUGUUGUCAUUAAAGCAUCAAAAGAGCUACAAACCCUAAA